AUGACGCCGGGAAUGCCCACUGAAGCCAUCGGCAACUACUACGCGCUUGGCAAUAAAGACGUCGAAAAAGUUGGCUUCCUGAGAUACCUCGCGUUCUUCGCGGGUCUCCCGGCUGAACACAAACAAUACCAGCGCGACAAGUACAUCACACUAACAUCUAGCGGGGACAGUGACAUGGAAGUCUUCACAAAGGACCAGGAGAAUUAUUUUUCCCUCAUAACUGAAGAAUACGACUACGAGUCAGCGACUCACAUCUCUGAGGACCUGGCCUGGGAGCUGGCUAAGGUCAGAAUUGCAUCCAAAGAUCCCAACCGGCCAGUCCCGAAGACCAUGAAACGCCGCCUGAGUAAGCUCGACGUUUUCAAGAUCGCUCACCUCCAUAACUGCAGCGGUUUACAAUAUCUAACAUUUAACACAACUUCAACAACUUCGGUUGAUUCUUCCUCACAAGCAACUUCAACAACUUCGGUUGAUUCUUCCUCACAAGCAACUUCAACAACUUCGAUUGAUUCUUCCUCACAAGAACAACUCGGCGUUGAUACGACCAGCACAACAACUUCCAAAUAUAAAUUUACUUUCGAAAUAGACGGUUUCGAUGGCGCAAAUAAUGGUGGUGAUUUUGAUGGUGAUAAUAAUGGAGGUGAUUUUGAUGGUGCAAAUAAUGGUGGUGAUUUUGAUUACUCUUUCUCUGGUACAACAACUACCUCAAGUGCUGCUACCAAAACAACUGCUACGAGAAACGGCACUGUACUUCUCGGGAAUCUCGAUGCACAAAGGUUGUGCCCUAGAACUACACCAGGGCCGAGGUGGGUUGAGCCCUACAACUACACCAGGGCUGAGGUGGGUUGUGUCCUACAACUACACCAGGGCUGA
This is a messenger RNA of Hyalella azteca, 873 nucleotides long. RefSeq names its product zinc metalloproteinase nas-14-like. The transcript is spliced from 4 exons. Bases 1 to 873 code for a protein of 290 amino acids. NCBI's taxonomy places the organism in Eukaryota, Metazoa, Arthropoda, Malacostraca, Amphipoda, Hyalellidae. The record is from RefSeq and is a predicted model, not a curated record. Gene Ontology annotation, molecular function: metallopeptidase activity.